Molecule: messenger RNA, 2347 nt
Organism: Populus nigra (black poplar)
Lineage: Eukaryota; Viridiplantae; Streptophyta; Magnoliopsida; Malpighiales; Salicaceae
Product: AP2-like ethylene-responsive transcription factor AIL5
Exons: 9
Coding region: 394-2031 (545 amino acids)
Biological process (GO): regulation of DNA-templated transcription
Molecular function (GO): DNA binding; DNA-binding transcription factor activity
Source: RefSeq, a predicted model, not a curated record
GCUUGCACUUGCUGGGCUCCUCUCUCUCUCUCUCUCUCUCUCUCAAUUCUACUCCAUUUAUUGUUGUUUCCCUUCCCUCUCAGUACUCUCGCAAGCACAAAAAAACACAAACCAAAAAAAAACUAAUCCCUCCCUCGAUCGUCGUGCAUGCCUAAGUCUGUCUCUUGCUUGAUAUUCGUCUCUUUCCUCUUCCUCUUCCUCUAUAUUUGUGUCACCUUCUCUCCCUUACCACUACCAUCAAAGCAAAGAAACCCCUUCUUUGACUCUCUCUCUCGUAAAACCUAAAACACUUGCUAACUAAGUUGUGUUGUUUCCAAAGACAAAUAAAGAAAAGAGAAGCCCAAUAACCUCUCUGUCUAGUACUGUACUCUCACCGAUUACACCGCCAACAACAUGGAUUCUAUUUCUCAUCAGAACUGGCUAGGUUUCUCUCUUUCCAACCAUCAUCACAUGAAUAAUACCAUCAACAUCCCUACCUCUUCUGAUUCCUCUCACCUCUGUCUCUUCGAAGCCUUUAACACCACCACUACCUCAGCACAAGAAGUAAACGCAGUAGUAGCUGCUGGAAGAGCUACAGACAUCUCUUUAUUUACAGCUUCUGGACCAAAACUUGAGGACUUUCUUGGUGGUUGCACCUCUACAUCACCAUCACAAACACCACAACAGCAGCCACUGUGUGGUCAGUUCUCUACUGAGACACCCGUGACUACCACCGCUACUACUUUAUCUGACAGUACUAGUUCUGAGAUAUAUGACUCCGAGCUCAAAACUAUAGCUGCUAGCUUCCUUCGUGGUUUUGCCUCCACUGAUCAUCAAAAAAUCGAUAGUACCCAAAAACAUCAACAACAUCUUGUUCAGGCCGAACAUGCACCAAAGAAAACAGUUGAAACUUUUGGCCAACGUACUUCAAUCUAUCGAGGAGUCACCAGGCAUAGAUGGACUGGCAGAUAUGAAGCCCAUUUGUGGGAUAAUAGUUGCAGAAGGGAAGGGCAGAGUAGAAAAGGAAGACAAGUUUAUUUGGGUGGCUAUGACAAGGAGGAGAAAGCAGCCAGAGCUUAUGAUCUUGCAGCUCUCAAGUACUGGGGUCCGACCACCACAACAAACUUUCCGGUUUCUAACUAUGAGAAGGAAAUAGAAGGGAUGAAGCACAUGACAAGGCAAGAAUUUGUUGCGUCACUUCGAAGAAAAAGUAGUGGUUUCUCUAGAGGAGCAUCGAUUUACAGAGGAGUGACGAGGCACCAUCAACACGGUCGGUGGCAAGCAAGGAUCGGAAGAGUUGCUGGCAACAAAGAUCUCUAUCUUGGCACCUUUAGCACGCAGGAGGAAGCUGCCGAAGCUUAUGACAUUGCAGCGAUCAAAUUUAGAGGCCUAAAUGCUGUAACCAACUUUGACAUGAGUCGCUAUGACGUAAAAAACAUAGCUAAUAGCAAUCUUCCCAUUGGAGGAAUAUCCGGCAAGUCAAAAAAUUCCUCAGAAUCCGCUUCUGAUAGCAAAAGCAUUGAUGGAAGCCGAUCGGACGAUCGAGAUCUCUCCUCAGCAUCCUCGGUAACCUUUGCUUCUCAGCCUGCAACUUCUACUCUUAGCUUUGCCAUACCCAUCAAACAAGACCCGUCAGAUUAUUGGACCAAUAUCCUUGGAUACCAAAACACCACUACUAUGAACAAUGCCAAGAACAGUAGCAGCAGCAUUGUUGAUCCAAGCACUUUACUUCAAUCUUCCACAAGCGGUCCUGCUUUUCAAAGCCCAACAGUUUUCAAAAUGGACUUCAAUGCAAAUUCAUCUGUCAAUGAAAGCAACAACAGUGGGCUAUUAUUCAAUGGUGGUUAUACACAGCAGCAGAUAAGUGGUAUUGGUACAUCAUCACCAAGUUCAAAUAUCCCAUUUGCUACACCCAUCGCCUUCCAUAGUAAUGGUAAUAGUUACGAGGGCAACCCAAGUUAUAGUAGCUGGAUUGCUCAACCUUUGCAUUCUUUCCAAUCUGCGAAGCCCAAACUCUCAGUGUAUCAGACUCCCAUUUUUGGAAUUGAAUGAGCUCACAAAAGAAAUGCAAAGGGGAAAUGAGAAUCUGUGCAAGAAUGAAAGUGAAAGGCCAGGUAGCUACCUAGCUAGCUAGCUAGCUCGAUGUUGAUGCCAGCAUCCAAUGCAUUAUGCAUAGAUGGAUAACUUUUUUACUUUGAAUAGAUGAGUUGGGACUGACGAGCAUUUCCACGGUAGCUGACAUUAGUACUAACUGCAAGUUCUUUCUCAGUUUUCUGUUCUCUUUAUCUCCUUCGCUUUUGCUUUUUCACUGACAUGAAUUUACAUGGGUAUAAAAUGAAGGAGCAUGAAUAUCAUAUCCUUUUUGCUA